UUCAUCUUGCGAUUAUCGGUGCGGCGUUUCGGUGUCUUGGAGUUUAUUAGCCGGUCGAGCAUGUCUUUGUGACAUAUCGAACAGGCCUUGUGGGUUGCGAGGAAAACUAUUCUUAGGGGCACGUUGCGAACCAUGGACCAACCCAUGGCUACCCGGUUUUACGACGGCCAGAGUAAGUUGAUACUAUUACUAACAUUCCCUAAUUUCCCCUUCCUGUCGUUGUUUUCUCCUGAGUUCAAUUCACGAUCUACGAUUUUGAAUUACCCCAGCAUUUAUCCUGCGGAUGAUUGGGUUGGACCCAGUAAUUUUGCUUUGCCUUGCUUUGUUGCUUUGCUUUGCCUUGCUGCGGUGCGUUGCUUUCCCCCCCUUCCUUUUUUGCCUUUUCUUUUCCCCCUUCUUUUUGCCCCUUCCUUUUGCCCCUUCCGUUUGCCCCUUAUUCCUUGCCUGUCUUGUUGUUUUGUGUUCCUAUCCCCUUUGCGUGCGCUGUAUAGUAUAAUUUCUUAGAAUCCUGGCUUUCGGGCUGUCCGAUGGGUCUUCAAUGCUUUGCCUGGUUUCGUGGUAUGCAAUGGUGUGGCUUUUUCGGCUGGUGAGGGGGCGAUGGAUAUGCGUACGAUUUCUUUGGUGGACAUGUUGAA
Messenger RNA from Tricharina praecox, 635 nucleotides. RefSeq lists its product as uncharacterized. The record is from RefSeq and is a predicted model, not a curated record. The transcript has a single exon. The coding region runs from base 133 to 504 and encodes 123 amino acids. Lineage: Eukaryota; Fungi; Ascomycota; Pezizomycetes; Pezizales; Pyronemataceae.